Molecule: messenger RNA, 2415 nt
Organism: Triticum turgidum subsp. durum (durum wheat)
Lineage: Eukaryota; Viridiplantae; Streptophyta; Magnoliopsida; Poales; Poaceae
Source: the annotation of a GenBank genome assembly
AUGAAGCAGGCCGGCACGCCGUGCAUUCCAGUUUUGAUCCUCCUAUUCUUCUUCAGUCCAUUCUGCAGAUCCGAUGACCGGCUGUCGUCUGCAAAGCCGCUCUCCCCCGGCGACACUAUCGUCUCCAAGGGCGGGGACUUCGCGCUCGGCUUCUUCUCCCCGGACAACUCCAACGCGAGCCUGUACCUUGGCAUAUGGUACCACAACAUGGCCGGCCGCACCGUCGUAUGGACCGCCAACCGCGACGAUCCAAUCGCCGCCGCUUCAUCUCCAACGCUCGCCAUCACCAACAGUUCUGACCUGGUGUUGUCGGACUCCCAAGGUCACACUCCUUGGGCCGUGAAGAGCGACAUCAAGGGCAGCAUGGGAGUUACUGCGGUGCUUCUUGACACGGGGAAUUUCGUCGUCCAGUCACCAAAUGACACGUCCAUUUGGCAGAGCUUUGAUCACCCUACCGACACACUCCUCCCAGGUAGGACCAUGUUGAGCAAGAAGGGCCAUGUGGUGUGGCGCAUUAUUGCUUCUAAGGGCCUCAAUGACCUGUCAACUGGAGUCUUCUCUAUGAGCCUUGAUCCUAGCUCAGACCUUCAGUUUUUCAUUUGGAACGGGACUAGGCCCUGUCGCCGCCGCAUCUUCAACGGUGAGAUGGCGGUUGGCACACUGUACCAGAAUACUGUCUUGUAUGAAGCUAUUAUCAGGACACGGGAUGGGUUCUAUUAUGAUUUUAGAGUUUCUGGUGCCUCACAGUAUGCACAUCUUAGGCUCGACUACAUGGGUGUGUUGACUCUGAGCUUGAACAACCGCUCGUCAUGGAGAACCACCACCGCACCCCCAGCUAGCUGCAACGUCUACGCUUCAUGUGGCCCGUUCGGCUAUUGUGACUACACGGCGGCUGUCCCAACAUGUAGUUGCCUCGAUGGGUUUGAGCCCUCUGGUCCUAACUUCUCAAGCGGAUGUAGAAGAAUCGAAGAUCUGAAAUGCAGCAAGCAAAGUCAUUUCGUGACCUUACCUAGGAUGAUGCUCCCCGACAAAUUUUUACGUGUCCACAACAGAAGCUUUGGCGACUGCAUGACUGAGUGCAGCAACAAUUGCUUGUGUACAGCCUAUGCUUAUGCCAACUUUAGCACUAAUGAUGCUACGGCCGACCAGUCAAGGUGCUUGGUUUGGACAGGGGAGCUUAUCGACACAGGAAAGUUUAGCGACUAUGGCGAGAACCUGUACCUCCGGCUUGCCAACUCUCCUGUUCAAAAGCAUAGCAAAUUGGUAAAGAUUGUACUCCCAACCUUGGCAUGUGUGCUGCUACUUGCUUGCAUAGCCCUUGUCAGCAUAUGCAAAUACAAAGCAGGCAUACGGCAGAAGGGACCGACGCUAGGAUACCUUAGCUCGUCCAGUGAAAUGGGUGGUGAACAUGUGGAGUUUCCAUUUGUUAGCUUUGAAGAUAUUGCUGCUGCAACAGAUAAUUUUUCUGAAUUUAACCAAAUUGGAAGCGGAGGUUUUGGUAAAGUUUACAAGGGAAUGUUGCAAGGUGACAAAGAAGUUGCUAUCAAAAGGCUUAGUAAGGGCUCUUCCCAAGGGAUAGAGGAGUUCAAAAAUGAAAUAAUUCUGAUUGCGAAAUUGCAACACAGAAAUCUUGUUAGACUUCUUGGUUGCUGUAUUUAUGGAGAUGAGAGGUUACUCAUCUAUGAAUACUUACCUAACAAAAGCUUGGACACAUUCCUUUUUGACGAUACAAGACAAUAUGUGCUUGAUUGGUCCACACGCUUCAAAAUAAUUAAAGGGGUAGCGAGAGGACUUCUUUACCUCCACCAAGAUUCAAUAUUAACUAUAAUUCACAAAGAUCUCAAACCAAGCAACAUAUUGUUGGAUUCUGAAAUGACUCCCAAAAUAUCAGACUUCGGUAUGGCAAAAAUCUUUGGUGGAAACAAACAAGAGGCAAACACUACCCAGGUAGUUGGGACAUAUGGUUACAUGUCACCUGAAUAUGUGAUGGGAGGUGCCUUUUCUGUAAAAUCGGACACCUAUAGCUUCGGUGUUCUUCUCUUGGAGAUUGUAAGUGGCUUGAAGAUCACCUCGCCGCAACUCGUAAUGAAUUUUGUCAGCCUUACAGCUUACGCAUGGAGACUGUGGGAAGAUGAAAAAGCAACAGAACUAGUGCACUCUUCGGUUAUUGAGAGUUGUUCACUUGAUGAAGUUCUACGGUGUAUCCAUGUCGGGCUCCUGUGCGUUCAAGACUGUCCGAAUGAUAGGCCACUCAUGGCAUCAGUUACUUUUAUGUUGGAGAAUGAAAGUGCAUUGCUCCCGGCACCAAAGCAGCCUGCAUAUUUUGCUGUACGAAGCUUUGAACCUGGAAAGACAAGGGAAAACAUGGAAAAUACUAUGAAUGUAGUGAGUAUCACAACACUUGAGGGGCGUUAG